UAUUACAAUCACAAUCUUAAAUCUCAAAUGUCUUCAAUUUUCAAGCUUCUCUCACUCACUGUAUUCCUUGCACUCGUUUUCCAAGCUUAUGGGAUGUGCACUUUGAGUGACAUUAGCAUUAAGCAUUACGAAACACAUGACUUUGCACAUGGCAUGCCAGUGUGGAGAGUUAGCAUAACCAACAAUUGUGGCUGUCCUCAAUCACAAGUGAAGCUUAAUUGCACUGGAUUUCAAUCAUAUAUUGGAAUUGAUCAAGCACUCUUGGCUGUUUCUGAUACUGAGUGUCUUGUCAAACAAGGAGCACCUAUUCCUGCUGCUCAAUCUGUCUUUUUUCGCUAUGCGUGGCUUCCAAAGUUUAAAUUUGAACCUAUUUCUUCCAAAAUUGGAUGUACUUAAUUAGGAUUAGUUAGGGCAAAAUUGUAACUUAUUAGGAUUGAAUAAGAAAAGCUCUGAAGCUUGUAUUACCAAUGUGGCAAACUGGCAAUAUAUAUGACAAAUCAAAUCUACCCAUAUAUCUUAAUUUCAG
Molecule: messenger RNA, 526 nt
Organism: Medicago truncatula (barrel medic)
Lineage: Eukaryota; Viridiplantae; Streptophyta; Magnoliopsida; Fabales; Fabaceae
Exons: 2
Coding region: 28-396 (122 amino acids)
Biological process (GO): cell fate determination
Source: RefSeq, a predicted model, not a curated record